Messenger RNA from Lasiodiplodia theobromae, 1860 nucleotides. RefSeq lists its product as uncharacterized. The transcript has a single exon. Bases 1 to 1860 code for a protein of 619 amino acids. Lineage: Eukaryota; Fungi; Ascomycota; Dothideomycetes; Botryosphaeriales; Botryosphaeriaceae. The record is from RefSeq and is a predicted model, not a curated record.
AUGGCGGCCACCCAUCCGCGGGCCCCGUCGCCGCCCGAGCACAUCCACGACCCGUACCGCAACAACUACCGCUACAUUCACAUGCCCGACACCUCGUGGAUCCGCCAUCGCGACCCCCCCGAGUUCGACGACGCAUUGCUGCAGAGCCUCGAGCAGAAACGCCAGGAGCUCGACGCCAAGGUCGCCCGCUACAUUGCGAAGAAACAGGGGCAAUUCAACGACUAUGUCGCCGAGAAGAACCGCCGCUAUGACCUGCGCGCCGACGAACGCCAGAAGCGCCGCGCUGCCCAGCAGGAGCGCGACCACGAGCAGGCAAUGGCCGACGACCACGCCCCGGCGCCCCAUAUCAUGGACGACGACAAUGAGGCGAAGUGGUUCACAAAGCAGCGCGAGGAAGACGCGCGCAAAAGGGCCGAGGCAGUGUCGGAAGAGGUUGCGACCUCCGGGGCUAGGCAUUCCGACUCCGCCGCCGUUCAACCGGAUUCUUUGGGCAGCGUCCGUGAAAGAGAUUCGGAAAUCCUUCAGCUGCUACCCGGUUUUCUGCCCUUGCUCGAGGACCAGGAGCAGCUGAGCAGCUCCGCCCCUGCUGCGAACGGAGGAAGUAGCAGGCCUUCCAGGGAUCCUCGCGCUGAGCUUGUGCGCUCCUCCACCAUGCCGCCCGUCCUCAAGCACAGCCCGGCUCCGCGCCGUUCCUCGCUCAAGCAGUCCAAUGGAGAUCGUCCUGGAAGCGCGCGUAAGGCCGUCCGUCUGAGCCUGGGGCCUAGAAUCGUAACGCCGACCCAAUCGCCGCCGGAUGAUCGACCUUUGAGCUCCAUUGAGACCUCCGCCGAAUCAUCGCUCUCCGAAGAGACGCUUCGAUCAAUUCAAAGAGAGAUUGAGGAGGCAGAGCGGUGGAAGUCAGAACCGGAGAAAGUCUAUACCGAAGAGAUUCCUACUGAAGACUUGAUGUCAGCAUCGUCUGACCACGACCGCAACUAUGCUGUGGAAAAUACCGCCCGCAAUCCGGUCGAUACACCGGCAUCGGUGUCCCCCGACAAAGGGAAAGCAAAAGCUCAAGCCGCCAUCAGUGACGGUGUCAAUGAGAGUGCGGGCCUGGAGAAGCAGCAGUCUCCUCCCCAGAGUAAGCCAAACUACGCGGAAAGUCCGAUCAAUUUCAACAAGGAAGAAAUUCCUCAACGUCCAACUGCCAGCCUGGGAAGGAGAUCGUCACUCACCGAAGAAGCCAAGUCAGCGCCAAAGGAGCCGAAGAAGAAAAAGAAGAAGAAGGUCAAGACACAACCGGCCACUGGCUUGCCGACAUACACGCCUGUGCGAGCAACCACGACGACAGCCCUUUCCUCGACCGCACCUGAGAUCAGCGCUUCCUCCGCCCGUAGCAUUGCGCCCGCAUAUCAGUCCUCUCCCCCAAAUACGUCUACCUCUCUUUUGUCAAGUAGUUUUGUCGACGCCAACAACACCGGUAUCUUCUAUCCGACCCGCGAAAGGCCACCUCCGAGUUCUUUGAGGCCCAACGAAGCGUCCCUUAGCGCUGUUGAUGUACCGCUUCCGGUUGGAGGAUUCAGCAGCGACAGCGCAUCCAACAGCUAUGGAAGCGUGCUUCGAGGUACCAGUCUGGGCGAAUCGUAUAUGGCGCUAAACUUCGCGAGACGGAUGGCGGAGAGGGAAAAAGCACAGAGUGAGAAGGGGGGCAAAAAGAAGAAAAGCAAGUCCAGCUCAGUACCUCCAGAGCAGCCGCUCAGAGAAGAGGACGAAGAGGAUGCCGACUCGGAGACGGAAAGGCUGGUCAGGCAACGAGAAGAGAAAUAUAGGAGAGACAGGGAACUGGAUGACGAUGAGUUUGCCGGAGAGUUGGAUCUUUGA